Messenger RNA from Mercenaria mercenaria, 938 nucleotides. RefSeq lists its product as uncharacterized. The record is from RefSeq and is a predicted model, not a curated record. The coding region runs from base 303 to 854 and encodes 183 amino acids. Lineage: Eukaryota; Metazoa; Mollusca; Bivalvia; Venerida; Veneridae. The transcript is spliced from 8 exons.
UCGUACGACCUAAAAACAGUGAUGCAGUCUGAAAUGUAAACAUCCGGGUCACGUGACUUAUGUCAAAAAUCGUCUGUAUCUAGAUGACAAGAUGUCCGCUACAAAAGUAAAAACAAGCAGAAAGAGUAAUUGGCAAGUAAACGAAGUCAGCGUCCUUGUCAACGGAUGCACAGACAAUGUGUCUACCAUUUAUGGUAGGCACGGAGACACAAGUGAAAAGGAAAAGGUGCAGUUCUGGAGGGAUAUUUGUGAAAGAAUUAACAGUAUUGGAGGGUCAGACAGGUCGGUAGAGGAGGUCACAGAUGAAAAAAUGGAAGGAUUUGAAGAGUCAGACAAAGAAGAAGGAGCAGAUCAGGAGGAAGGAAAUGGGGAAGACAGGUGGAGGUGGGGCAGUGAAUUCACUGAGAGAUUGGGAAGAGAAGAUAAUAUCAGUAAUACCUUCUGCCGUAAUAGAUGGACUCAAUGAUGGACAGGACAUUAAAUUCAAAAAGAAUGCUGAAGGUGUCGGGGAAACAUGUGUGCAACCAAGUACGAGUGAGACCGUUGUGCAGGUGGAGGGGGAGGAGACAGUGGUAAUCCACCCAAGUACUAUUCAUGUACAGGUUGAAAGCAGGAAAGAAGUUGUAGAUGAAGUGAGAGACAGCAAGAAGAGGAAAAGAUCAUUGACUGAGUUAGAAAAGGCUCAGUUAAACUUCUAUGAAGAAAUCACUGCACUUUGCAGAAGUCAGAGGAAGGUUGCAGAGCAGCAAGUGAAAACCCUUGCUGUGCAAGAGGAGUUUUUUAAGUUAGCAACCAAGACACUGGCAGAAAAGAAUGAUUUGUCCGGCAUCCUGGAUCUUUUUACAGAACAAUAACAGAGGACAGCAUAUAAAGGAGGAUGAAAUUUCAUGUACACAGUUUAAAACUGAGAUAUUGUAAAGUAAAUCUUGUAGCACUUA